Molecule: messenger RNA, 2874 nt
Organism: Chlamydomonas reinhardtii
Lineage: Eukaryota; Viridiplantae; Chlorophyta; Chlorophyceae; Chlamydomonadales; Chlamydomonadaceae
Exons: 6
Coding region: 275-2470 (731 amino acids)
Source: RefSeq, a predicted model, not a curated record
AGUUAUCCUGCUUCCCUGAAUUGAGAAGCCGCUUGUGUCAGUCGCUUGAACUCGUAUUGCCCUUUCAAUAAAGUUGCAUUCAAACAGUCUUCUACAUACAGAUAGCUUCAUCAUUUGAGACAUCUUUCCGGAAAGCUUGCCACAGAGGGAGAGGCCACAGGGGGACACCGAUUGUCAGUGCGCCAGACCACCGCUUGCUUGUGUGCGGACACGCAAGGCAUUCGUGGCUCUGGUCGCCUGUACCGAUGACUAUUAUAGCCUGCUGAACGUUACGAUGGACAUCGAGUGCGCCGUGUGUGGCGUGCUGCGAAACGGGUCCGAGUUUUGCCAAGGGCCUUGGCUGCCGGCCGACCAUGUCAAAGCUCUUGGCCACCUCCUCGACUACCAAGGAGACUCCACUCUGUUGCAGCUGGCUAGCCAGAACGCCAAAGAGGCGCGGCACCGCGUCAACUCCCUGGAAGCGGGUGUGGUGCGGCAUGCCUUGGACGCGUGGUGUGUCGGCAGCAAGCCCCUAUGCUGCUGCUUCCCCUGUGCUUGCUGCCAGCGGGUGCUGUUCUACGGUGACGCACACCGCCACAUGCUGGCGGCGUUGCAGCACCCCAGCAUAACGGCCCUGCUCAGCCUGCAGGAAGCCGCGCUGGUGCAACAGCUGCAGCAGCAGCCCAUGCCGGCAGACUCGCUGGGCGUUGUCGAUGACGAUGUCGAAGUGGGCGGAUGGACGCCGAUGCAGUGCCUUGAGGCCAUGUACCGCAUCUUGAUGUGCUUGCUGCCAGAACAACGAGAGGUCCAGGAGGGCGCGACACCUAAGCGGUACGCCUGCGGGCACGCGGAGAUGUCGGCGGAGGAGGCCAGCCAUCAGAGCGCGUGCCUCUCAAACCUGGAAAUGGUACUGCGCACUGCGCUGGCGGCGGGGCCAGCUGCGGGCGCAGCUGGGGCUGCUGCAGCAGUGGACACGGCUGGGCUGGCAGUACCAGCAGCUGCGGCGGCGGCGCCGGCAGCACCAAACGCCGCAGAGGGGGUGCCGGACGGGGAGUCGUGUGCUCCGCCAGCCGCGUCAUCGACUUUUGCACGGCCCUCGGCCCCGACAAGCACGGACAGCAUUGCCGGCGGUGCCGCAGCCGCCGCAACUAGCGGCAGUGGCCACUGCAAUAGGCUGCUUGGACACGUGCACGACCCAGAUGAGGUGACGUCAUGGGGGGCGCCGCCCCCGCCGCAGGAGGCCAUGCAAGAGCCCUCACAGGAGCCCACGCAGCAGCAGCCUAGCGGCGGCACCAAGCGGCGACGCGGGCAGCCCAUCAGCGGUUGCCGCGUUCCGCAGCAGCCGCGACAGCGAGACGGCCGGGAAGAUGACGACGAUGACGAUGAUGACAGUGCGAAAAUUGACGACAACUUCGGCGGCCGGAACGUGCGCCCCCCUGUGGCGACUGGCGCGGCUGGCGGUACUAGCGGUACCGGUGGCGGCGGCAGCGGAACCAGUGGGACAUCAGGCGGUGCACAGCCGGGCGGGGCGGGCAGCGGCCGUAGCGGUGGCGGCAGCAAGCAGCACAUGAUGAAGGAGGGCGCGCACGGCGCCAGCGCUGCUGCGUCUGUUGCGAUGCCCGCAGGCAGCAGCUCCUGCCUCGCCAGUGACCCUAGCGGUCCGAUUGCUGACGCAGCACAGGACGCAGCGUGCGAGGACACAGGCGAAGCAGGUCGCCACAGUGGUGGCAGGGGCUCGCGGGUGCAGGGGCUAGCCACGCCGUUUGCUCACGACGACGUUGACGCGCCAGAGGAGGACGCGGGGGUGGCGGCGUCCACGGACGGUGCGGCGCAGGCACCGCCCGGCCGCGUACCGCUGAGCGGCUGGGCGGGCGGCGGGCUGGGAGGCGUCCCUCAACCCCAGCAGGUGCCCUCGCCACGCGGCUCGACUGCCUCGCUCGCCACGUGGGGCUCUACGUCCAUCACCAGCCGCAACGCCAGCGCAAUCGGGCGGGCGCCCUCAGGCUUGGGGCACCUGGGUCCCAUGCCAACUGCUGCUGGCAUCAGCCGCGGCUCGACAUCUGCCGGGGCAGAGCUUGGCGGGGACGGUGAUGAUGGGCAGCCGCCGGAGGAGCAGCCGGGCGGAGUGGCAUGCGAGGCCCCUACGGGUGGCGUGCGGCGAUUGGGCAUGCGGGCGUCAAUGGAGAUGUCACCGGCGACGCCAUCGCUGCCGACGGUGCAGGAAGAGCCGACAGGGGUGGAUCGGAACACGCCGCCACAGGCCCCCGCCGCUGUGCUCGUGCGCCCGGGGGCGCCAGUGCCUACGGCGCCCACGACGCCAGAGAGCAUGGCGCCCACGAGCCGGCUGAAGACGGUGGUGGCCUCAGUGGCACGUACGAUGACCUCUGUGUGGCGGUCGCUGUGCUCCGUGGUGAAGGGUCGUGGUGGCGCGCAGGCGCAGGGGCGGGAGUUGCUAGUGGCUGGCAGCGGCCCCGAAGGCGGGCGUACAUGAGCGAGAGUGCGUGCACUGAUGUGCGGCCAGCAUGUAGGCGUGCGAGGCGUGCGAGGUAGCCUGUGGACUCGUGUGUAUACCGACGCCGCAUCGCUCGCAGCAAAUUGACGCAGGUAGAGUGAAGCAGGGCCAAUGGGCUGACGCGGGCGCGUACAAGCAGGUUUCUUGAUAUGAAGGACUGCACUGGCUUCAAAGCGUCAACCCCUGGAUUUGAAGACUCUAGUUGUGCGGGCGUAUGGAAAUGGGUCGGAGAAAGGGAAGUGCAGGCUCUUGCAGGCAGGUGCCACCGGCUUGGGUCUUGGGUCUUGGCUUGGAUGCCGGAUCGGCGCGUGCGCGCCACUGGUCCCUGGAUAGCGCACAUAGUGCGACAGGAGUUCGGCAAAUGUGUACAUGCAUCUGCCAUG